Onychostoma macrolepis is the source of this 14590-nucleotide messenger RNA. RefSeq names its product bassoon (presynaptic cytomatrix protein) b (gene bsnb). Lineage: Eukaryota; Metazoa; Chordata; Actinopteri; Cypriniformes; Cyprinidae. Gene Ontology annotation, cellular component: GABA-ergic synapse; cytoskeleton of presynaptic active zone; axon. Gene Ontology annotation, biological process: presynaptic active zone assembly; protein localization to synapse. The record is from RefSeq and is a predicted model, not a curated record. Gene Ontology annotation, molecular function: structural constituent of presynaptic active zone; metal ion binding.
GCUCAGGAUGCUUGAUUGUAGGUGAUGAUGGCGGAAGAGGAGCUGCGCUGAGUUUUCUCCCAGUUUUUUUUUUUUUUUAAAUAGACCCCUAUCAGACGCUCAUCAGCAGAUCUCGUCUUUCUCCUCCGUCUCACUCAGAGGGACUAUGGGGAAUGAAGCGAGCCUCGAAGGAGAGGGCCAGCCGGGGCAACCGGGAGGCGCUGUCCCCGCGGCUGGAGCCCCGGCUUCCAUUUCAGCACCAGCGGGCGGCGGACAGCUCCACAAGCCGAGCAACGGAGCGCCUGCCGGGGGAACGGGCGCCGGACACGGCCCGCCGAUGAACAGUAUUCAAGGCAAACCUAAUCAGACAGACCCGAGCAUGGGACCCAAACCUGGGGGUCCACCGGGCGCAGGACCUGGCCCCGGAGCGCCGACGCAGCCUCAGGGACCCGGUCAGGGUCAAGCUGCACGGAAGAACCUCCAGGUGGACGUGGGGAGCAGCAAAGGUGGACACCCCAUCUCGCCCGGAAGCAGCGCUCCCACCUCACCUUAUUCUUUGCCCCAGAUUGCACCCAUGCCCAGCAGCAAGCUCUGUCCUGUGUGCAAGACCGCAGAUCUGACGGGCACCACAGACGGCCAGCCAAACUUUAAUACAUGCACACAGUGCCGCUCCAUGGUGUGCAACCAAUGUGGAUUUAACCCCAACCCUCACCUCACUGAGGUGCAGGAGUGGUUGUGUCUGAACUGUCAAAUGCAGAGGGCAUUGGGGAUGGAUAUGGAUACACCACGGUCGAAAAGCCAACAGCAGAUCCACUCACCGUCCCAGCCCAGCAAACCUCCUCCUCAGACUGUAUCCCAACCCACACAGCCCCCACAGACCCAGCCCCAGCCCCAACCCCAAUCCAAACCCCAACCCCAACCCCAACCCCAACCCCAACCCCAAUCCAAACCCCAACCCCAACUCCAACCCCAACCCCAACCCCAACCCCAACACCAACACCAACCCCAACCCCAACCUCAGUCCCAGCCUCCCCCAGAAGCUAAGAAGCAGACCGUCCCUCAAGCUGCCCCUCAAAGCAAACCCCCAGCUCCAGGUGCUGUUCCUCUUCCAGGCAUGGCCAAAGCCCCAUCCCAGCCUGACCUAUCCCGCUCGGGCCUCGGAUUCCAGUCUCAAGCACCGCGACAAGACCAGACUCGCAGCGCCGGAAGUUCCCCAUCCCGUCAACCUCCUCCGCCAGAACAGCCCUUCGGAAAACUCUUCGGUUUCGGCGCUUCUCUCUUGAACCAGGCUAGCAGUUUGAUGUCUGUGGAUCCAGUGCAAACUGCACCACCGACCCAACCACCUUCCUCCCCCAAGCCCCCGCAGAAACAGCCGGGACCUCCUGGACCUGGUCCGGGUCCUGCAGCAGGUGCUAAACCCGCAGCCCAGCCAGGUCCACCACGGCAGGAAGUUUCAUCAAAGCCCAAAGUGUUCUGUCCACUGUGUAAGACUGAGCUAAACACUGGAGAUCCAGCCAAGACCCCGAACUACAACCUCUGCACCGAGUGCCACACCCAAGUCUGCAACAUGUGCGGAUUCAACCCCACACCUCACCUGACCGAGAAGAAAGAAUGGCUGUGUUUGACAUGCCAGACCCAGAGAGCAAUGUCAGGGAGCUUAGGGGAUAUUCCUCCUCCUGUGCCAUCAUCCGUUGGAUCUCCCCGACUACCAGGCCCAGCCAGUCAACAACAGCAGCGAGGGCCCAGUCAGCAAGCUGCACUGAGACCUACCGGCCCUCAGCAGCAAAAGCCACCUGGUGCCCAAGUAAGUGGUCCUUUUUCUCCGGUAAAGCAAGGGGCGCCACAAUCCAGGGGCCCCUCUCAACAAUUUCCUGCAACUAAGGCUGAGACACAAAAACAAGAUCAAGGCAUUAACAAGAAACAAGCUAUGCCCAAAACAGAAAAAGAGGGGGACAUCAAAGCAACGUCUAAAAAGGGAACAUCGGAUAAAAAAGAUGAGAAGAAAAGUAGUGGCAUGCAGAAAUCUAAACACGAUGACGAUUCCAACAAGUCUAGCACACAGAGCCUGAGUGAUACAGGCUACUCCUCUGAUGGUAUAUCCAGCUCCCAGAGUGAGAUUACUGGCUUGAUCCAAGAGGACUCUAUGAAGCUCAGUGAGAGGGGGAUUUCUGACCAACGCAGCCCCCCCAGUCCAUCUGAAUUAACAAAACUGGAAAGUUCGAUGCGACCUCUGUUGGAAUCACAUACAGCCACUGACCAAGGACAGCAUUGUGAUGGAAGAGACACAGCAGAACAGCAGAGACCUCGAUCUCUGUCUAUAACACAAGAUCAGGAAUAUGAGUCUGAUGAGGAAGCAUCGGAUGAUCUCAGUUGUAAAUUACGACAUGAUUAUGUCGAAGACAGUAGUGAAAGUGGCCUUUCUCCAUUACCACCCCGACAGAAGAAGUCACAGAAAAACCUGACUGAUGAGGAGUUCAUGAGGAGACAGAUUCUGGAAAUGAGUGCAGAUGAGGAAGACACAGCAGAUGUUGAGGGCCACGUGAAGACAAAAAGGAGCCAUAAACACAGCGGAGAUCUCGGAAAAGAGAGACGUCGCCUGACGCAGCAAUCUAGCAGUUUUGAAGAAGAAACUAAAAGCACUGAUAGCUACAAAUCGGGUGAAGCGGAUGACAUGAUGGCCUCACAAGGUGGUCUAAGACGAUUUAAAACUAUUGAACUAAAUAAUACAAAUAGCUAUAAUCGUGACAUGGAACUCAGCACAGAUCAUGACCUCAGGGAGCCUGAGCUUGAGAUGGAAAGCCUUACUGGGUCACCUGAGGAAAGGUCAAGGGGAGAAUACUCAUCAACCCUCCCUGCAACCACACCAAGUUAUACCUCUGGAACUUCUCCAACCUCUGUGUCAUCAAUGGAAGAUGAUAGUGAUAGCAGUCCUAGCAGACGACAAAGGCUUGAGGAAGCAAAGCAGCAAAGAAAAGCAAGGCAUCGAUCCCAUGGUCCACUACUGCCCACCAUUGAGGACUCCUCAGAAGAAGACGAGUUGCGAGAAGAAGAGGAACUUCUGAGAGAGCAGGAGAAGAUGAGAGACUUAGAGCAGCAAAGGAUUCGCAGUACAGCCAGAAAAACUAAAAGGGACAAAGAGGAACUGAGGGCACAGAGACGCAGAGAGAGGUCGAAGACACCUCCUAGUAACCUUUCACCCAUUGAAGAUGCAUCACCAACAGAGGAACUCAGACAAGCUGCUGAAAUGGAAGAACUACAUAGAUCAUCCUGCUCAGAAUACUCUCCCUCCAUGGAUUCAGAAGCUGAAGGAUUUGAAAUGGGUUCAAAGCUGUACAAGUCUGGCAGUGAAUAUAAUCUACCUACAUUCAUGUCUUUGUACUCUCCAACAGAGAAAACUUCUGCUGUCUCUCCAUCUGCUGCAGAGAAAUCAUUAAAAAGUGCUGAAGAGGUUUAUGAGGAAAUGAUGCGAAAAGCAGAAAUGAUGCAAAAGCAACAGCAACGUGCUCCAGGAAGACAAGGACAACAAAACCAGGAAAGAGUCCUUCAAACAGACAAGAAACAUCAUUUAGAUUCUGGAACAACUUCUUUGAGUCCAGGUACAAGUCCUACCCAGAUGUCAGCUCCAGUUUCAUUCUCUGGAAAUGAUCCUUCAGGAAGAGGGACACAAAGAGUGCAUGCUACACAACAAAGUCAAGUUAGAAUGAGCAACCAAACCUCCAAAGGAAGCCAUGUAAUUGGCUCCCCACAGUCUCAAGUUAGGCAGCCUGCUCCCACACAGCCUCAAGGAAGACCUGGUGUUCAGGGGAAAGUACAGGGUCAAGUGCCAGAUCCUGGAGCAUCCUCCUUAACAUCAAAGAUGUUCUCAUAUCUUAAAGGCUCAAGUCCUUCCACAUCCCCUUCCACUUCUCCCACACAAAGUCCAACACGUGCCCCUGCACCUUGUACAACUUCUACAGUGGCACCUACUCAGACCUCUCAGAUCCCUCAUAGAGCUGGGGCACCACGUCUUUCAAGACAGCAGUCCUCCCAAGAUUCCCCUGUUAUGGUGAUUACACUGGGAUCAGGAACUAGCAGUCAAACCAAACCAGUGACAGUGAAUUCCUCCACCUCACCUUUAUCCUCACCAACAAAGGACAGCCAACAGCCAAUUUAUCAGACUCAACAUGCAACAACAAAGUCACCCACAUCACCACAGAAAUAUCCAGCUCACCCAUCACCUCAACAUAGUUUGCAAAGGACACAGAUAUCAGAAAGAGUUAGCGUGGCUGUGAGCACUGCCACCACUGCUGGUUCCCAAAGUAGUGGAUCUCUUCCAGUGGGAAACAUAUCCUUGUGUAGAAUCUCCACAGUACCUGGUACCUCAAGAGUUGUAGAGCAAGGCACAGUUGGUCCAGGUAGUAAUAUAGUGGAUCUUAGAGCACCAAUGAAGCCUGCCCCAAUUAUCAUGACAGACCAGGGUAUGGACUUAACAUCUAUAGCUUCUGAUACACGUCGAUACUCACUUGAUGCAGAAACACCACCAAGCCGUCAUACUGCUGUACAACCUCUUAUUAUGAAUCUAAAUGCACAGGCACAACCUCAGGUGUCAACAACUACACCAACAACUGUAAGUGUGACAGUGGCAGCAUCCAUGUUCAUAUCACAGCCAAAACAACCAGUUGUUUACGGAGAUCCUUUACAAAAUAGAGUUGACUUUGGCCAAGGAGUUGGAUCUGCAGUCUGUCUGACCCAGACCAGGCCAAUUAUCACAGAUCCAUCCAUUCCAAAAAUUGAUGCUUGUCUGGAAAAUUUAGGAAUUCAACAGCAGCAACUUCAGAAGCAGCAACAGAAGCUUCAGCAGCAACAAGAGCUCCUUGAGCAACAGCUCCAGCAGCAUCAACAAAAUGCAUCUUUUGCCCGGUAUAACUUAGCUAAUCAAGUGCAGCCAAUAUUGUUGAAGAAGGACUUGGUGGUAAGCCAGAACACUGGUGGAGGGACCCAAACAGCAGUUAGCUCUAUUCCCAAGAUAUCACCGCUACCUCCACCAACAUUAUCAUGCUCUGGGUCUACCACCCCUACACUUGGUCAUGACAUAUAUGGUGGUGUGGCUUUGGAACUAAAGAAUAAGCCUGCUAUAAUGAAUCUCUCCACAGGAAAGCCCCAGGUAAUGAUGGUGCAGUUGGAUGAGAAUAGCACUCAAGGAGGUACAGUGACCCAGCUUGUUAAAAGAGAGGAUCCGCCUCCACCACCAGUAGAAGUUCUAGAUCUCACUGGACAGAUUAAACCAGAAAAUCAGUUAGCUUGCUGUGACGUUGUCUACAAUUUGCCAUUUGCAGGUAGUUGCUCAGGCCCUUUUGCUCAGAGAGGUAAAACAGCAGCAUCAGAUCCUUCUGCAGAGCCAUCCCAAGCUCCUGGGCAGCAAAGCCAACCUGGAAAAGAUGGCUACCAAACAGUAAACAUACAAGCAUCUGCAGAUGAACGCAAAUCUUUUACCUUGCCUCCUCCAGGACGACUUCCACCAUCAAUGUCAGACAACAAUUUAGCAGGUUCAAGUGUCCAAUAUUAUCAGAGGACUGACCCUGGGGACCUAGCAGUGGAUUUAAGCACCAUAAAGCAAGCCUAUGGGCCAGGAUAUCUUGGAAUGGGUGCCCAAUAUGGGUCUUACACAGAUCUACGCCAUCAAGGAGGUGAUUCGGCUCCACCAUUACCUUUGCGAAGAUAUGGCUCAAUGUCCAAUAUAAAUGCAGAGUAUAGUUAUCUUUCACGUGAUCUUGGUGGUUUUCAAGAAUCCAAUCUUGCACAGUAUAGUGCCACUACAGCCAGAGAGAUUAGCAGAAUGUGUGCUGCUCUUAACUCCAUGGAGCAGUUUGGUAGUCGCUAUACCAGUAAUCCUGAGCUUCUGCAGUAUGGUGCUGGGAGAGCAGGCCCUGCAGGAAGACUUAACCUUCAACAAGGCCUAGCAUCUAUUAGAGCCAAUCUCUUGUAUGGUCCUGAUGGCAGACCAACCGUACAUGGUCAGACACUUACAAAUUUAAUCAAUGCUAGACAAGCUAGCCUAAGGUCUUUGUACCCCCCUGCUGUAAGGACAGCUGAUGGCAUGAUAUAUUCUACUAUCAACACCCCAAUAGCCUCCACCCUGCCAAUCACCACCCAGCCUGCCCCUGUUCUCAAUCCCAUGUUAAGAGGAGUAUACGGAUCUUACCCUUCAGCCAGUGUAACUGCUGUACCUCUGGCUAGCCUCACCAGGUUGCCUCAAGUCACCCCAAGAAUGCCUCUUAAUGCCCAAGGACCUUACAGAUAUCCUCCUCCAAAUCGAUUUUCAGUAACAGCUCCAGAUACUUCAUCAGGAAAUGUGCCACCUUCUAGUACAUCCCAGGAAGCUCCAGUUUACUUGGGAAAGCCUACAGUACCUGGCAGUAUGUCAACAACUGCAUCACCUAAAACUGGUCAACCUAUUUCAAAUUUGGGUCUGCAAGGUGUACAACCAGCUCAUACUAGUACAGUGCCAGUUCAAUCAGUUGGAAAUGAACAGGCUCCCUUGUCUCAUAUUUCAGUAGAAGGUACUACAACACAACUCCCAAUACAGCCCCAAACUCAACCACAGUCAUUGGUCAAAGGUCAGGAACAAACUCAAACUCAAAGCCAGACACAACCUCAAAAAUUGACAGUGCCACAAAAACAGUCCCAGGCAAUUACUAGAGUUUUUCCAGAUGCAUCUUCCAGUACCACAAUAACCACAUCUGCUAAUAUUGAGAGGGAAAAAGAAGAGGAACGAUUGAGACUACAACAGGAGCAGCUCUUGCAGCUAGAGCGAGAACGUGUUGAGUUAGAGAAAUUGCGUCAGCUACGUUUACAAGAGGAGUUGGAGAGGGACCGCAUGGAACUCCAGAGGCACCGAGAGAAAGAACAUCUGCUCAUGCAGCGGGAGAUACAAGAGCUACAGACCAUCAAGCAGCAGGUUAUUCAGCAGCAACAAGCUGAAAGGGAAACCCAGCUUGUGAUGCAAAGAGAGCAGUUGGCACAGCAAAGGAUGCAGCUAGACCACAUUCAGUCCCUACAACAGCAACUCCAGCAGCAGCUUGAAGACCAAAAGAGGCAGAAAACAGCAGCCAUUGAAGCAGCAGCAGCAGCUGCAACAGCAGAGGCAGCAGCAGCUUCGGCGGCUGCUGCAGCAGCAGCUACAACAGCUCAAGGGGCUAUUCAAGGUGUAAUGGUUGGUGGAACGACACCACAAACCAUCUCAAUUAUCUAUGAUCAGAGUGGUAGAAUUAUUCCACAAGAGGGCCAGAGUGUGCAGAUCUUGCCAUGUGCUGAUGGGCAGGUGGUCCAGGCUGUGGUGUCCAGUAGGCCUUUGCCAAGCUCUUCUUCAGAGAUGUCGCUUAAAAAUAGUGAAGAUCAGGGAGAUGGUCGGAUUAUGAAGAAACAAAACUCUAUGCCUCGUUUGAGGAAUGGGUCAGAGGAUGAGUCAUGCAAGAGAAUUGCAGAUUGCAGUGUCCAAACUGAUGAUGAAGACACAGAAGAUAAACUCAUGUCUCGUCGUCGUAGAACUAGACGUAUAGCUGACUGCAGCGUUCAGACAGAUGAAGAAGACCAGGGUGAGUGGGACAGUCAGCCAAUACGCCGCAGACGUUCAAGAUACUCCAAGCACUCUGAACCAACUGCAGAGACUAAGAGUGAUGCAUCUAAAUCUAGCAUUGCCAUUCAGACCACCAAUGACUCCUCAUGUCAGACUGAGUCAGACCAGUUGGGUAGAAUCUCUCCAGCCAUCCACAUUACCAUGGCUGAAACAUCAAAGGUUGAACUUCUUCACUACAUAUCUGCUCCAGAAAGAACCCAUAAGGGAGAGAGUUUAGCCUGUCAAACUGAUCCAGAGGCACAAUCCCAAGGAGUUGUUGCUCCUCAGCUUAGUGUUCCCACUACUGUUAGUCCCUAUUCCACAAGUCUACAAUUAGUUGGUGCCACGCCAACCAAGUUUGAAAGGAGAAAGCCAGACCCAUUAGAAAUUGGAUACCAGCAAGCUCAGCAGCAAAAUGAAUCUCCUUCCCGACAGCCUCCCAAAUCUCCACAAGUGCUGUACUCUCCAGUGUCUCCAUUGUCUCCCCAUCGUAUGUUGGAGACUACCUUUACUUCUAGUGAGAAGCUUAACAAGGCACAUGUGACUCCCCAACAAAAAGCCUUCACUGCAGAGUCACCACAAAGGCAUCAGACUAUUCCGAGGCCCAUAAAGAGUGUUCAGCGGUCCAUGUCAGAUCCUAAGCCUCUCAGUCCAACAUCAGAGGACCCAGCCAAGACCAAGUUCUCCUUAUACCAAAGUCAAACCAGCCCAGCAAGCCAGAUGUCUGCCUUGCAGCAGCAGAACGCAAUGAUGAGAAAGGUGAAGAGAACUCUCCCGAGUCCCCCUCCAGAUGAGACACCUGUACCGAUUGUAACACCAGCAAUUCCCCAUAUAUACACUUCUCCCGGAGCAUCCCAGAGGGUUUUGCCACGUCCUGUACAAGGUGCAAUGAAGGCAGGCUUGCUUAGUGAACUGAAAGCCGUAGAGCAAGAAUCCACCAAAUUACGUAAACAACAGGCAGAGUUAGAGGAAGAGGAAAAGGAGAUUGAUGCUAAGUUGCGAUGCUUGGAAAUGGGCAUCACCCAGCGCAAGGAAACUAGGGUUAAAGAGAGAGAGAGGCGAGAGUUUGCAUACCUGCGAUGCAUGGGGGAUGCACGUGACUACAUGUCAGACAGUGAGCUGAAUAAUUUGCGACUAGCUGGGGUAGCACCAGGCACCUAUGAAGAAAAUGGAAUGUUGUCACGCCCAAGUACAGCACCUCUUAACCAGUAUACUACUGAUUUGAAUGCAUCUCAGUACCCUCCUACCUCCUCAUAUGUUCCAUAUCAAUAUCCACAGGCCCAGCCCACACCCACACAACCACCCACUGCCGCCUAUCAGCAGAUUGGGUUUCAGACAACACCAUACCCAACCUCCUCACAGCCCCAGCCUGGAACCUUCCAACCUCAUCCUCCUCAACCUUCAUCCUAUCAGACCCCAGGGCCAUACCAGACUCAUAGCUAUGGUCAGCCUACUUAUGAGUCUGAUCUUGGUUUGCAGCAGCCCAGUCACCAGGGAUUCCAACCACCCCCUGCACCUUUACCAGGGCAGACCCUACCUUAUCCUGCACAGAGCAUGUCCUUCCAACCUCAUGCAGACAUGCUUUCUGCCCAUCAAAGGCCAAGGCAAACCUCUCUUGCUGAUCUUGAACAGAAGCUACCCACAAACUAUGAAGUUAUCAGUAAUCCAUCAGUUCAAAUAGCAACAUCAGCUCAAGAAACUGGAUUUAGUGGUGUCUAUUCCUCACCCCUGAACAAUGCUUAUGGUCAGUAUCGCCCCUCUGACCAACCUCUGACUGAACGUAUCCCAAGUCCAUCAUCAGGAUAUGUAACAGAUGGUGUCUAUGCCACAAAUCUAGAACAAAAUAUCCCCAGAAAUUAUGUCAUGAUUGAUGAUAUCAGUGAACUUACAAAAGAAAACAUGGGGUCCGCUGACAUGUCACGGGUAGGUUAUGGGAGUGAGAAUGGCCCACGUGGACCAACUUAUGGCAAUGGCUCUGAGAAUUUAUAUGGAAGAACUUCAAAUACUUAUCAAAGUGCAGUAGACAGCCAUGGACAUUCAAGUACCACUGUAAGUGGUGGUACAGGUUAUUAUUAUGAUGACUAUAAGCAUUCAUCCCAGCAGUGGGGAAUGGGAAGCCAAAAACACUCAUCCAAAAAUUUGGCACCUGCUGUUUCGUCCAAACGUAGCAAACAUAGGAAGCAAGGCAUGGAACAAAAGAUAUCCAAGUUCUCUCCAAUUGAAGAAGCUCGAGAUGUAGAGUCUGAUCUAGCCUCCUACACCAUGACAACAUCAACUGGUGGUAGUUGCACUGUGGUGUCCAGGACUGGUGCAAAAAGUUAUGAUCAACAGAAGUACUAUGGAUCAAGAGAGGCUUUGGAAGAGGAUGAUCGUCUUUAUGGAUCCGGACGAUCAAGGUCCACAGGUUAUGGCAUGGAUAAAAUUUCCUCCAGAGAUUCAAGCGGUUACCGUAGUAAGUCUUAUGAGAGGGACGCCAUGGAAAGAUCACAGAGGGGCACACAUGGUCGUAGUGGCCGUCCUUCUAUGCGUACGCAGAACUCAGAGGAAGAGAGCCCUCUGAGUCCUGUUGGAAAGCCUAUGGGAAUCGGUCGUGGCUCUGUGCCAGAUCCCCAUGAUGUACGGAAUCAGUAUGGCUCCAGUCAUUCCUUACCAGAUGUACAGGACCACCAUAUAAGGGAUAUGCCUAAGAGUCAUGUAUAUAAGCCAGAUGACCCUUACCUUGCAGAUGACAUGCACUGUGCUGUUUCAGACAGUGAAGCCUAUCAUUUGGGUCAGGAGGAGACAGACUGGUUUGAAAAACCACGUGAACCUCGGUCAGAUCGUUCUAGACACCAUGGGAGUGGAAGUCACUCAUCCUCUAGCAGGAGGAGCAAUGUAAAGCACACUUACCAUGAUUAUGAUGAGCCUCCUGAAGAAGACCUGUGGCCUCAAGAUGAGUACGGACAUCAACGACAUUCCUCUUCCACCACAUCUCGGGAACACCGUCACCAUGGCAGUAGUUCAGGAAGACACACUUCUUCCCGUCAUUCAUCAGAUGAUCCCAGGACGUCUCGUUCUUCACGAUCACAUCCAAAAGAUCCUUCCACCCGCUCAGACGGCCGUGUUACUUCAUCCUCCACACAGAAAAGAUCCUCCGAUCCACGAUCUGCAAGCCAUCGAGACUCAGGAGACUACUCCCGUGACCCAUCAAGCCACCACCAUGGCUCAAGUGGACAACGGGGGCAGAGGCAACCAGGCUCAUCGAGAAGGCAGGAGCCCUCUUCAGGUUCCAGGCCACAGCAGGGUCUUGGAGAACAGCAGCCACAAUCGCAGCAAGGACAGCAGCGAUCUACAGCAGGCCAGCAAAUGUCUGCCAAGCAGACAGGGCCUCAGCCACCUGAGACAGGGCAACAAGGACAACAACAACUGGGACAAACAACUCGUACACAGCAGCAGCCACCACAGCAACCCGGGCAACAGCCAGCAACCACAAUGGGAGCAACUCAGUCCACAACCACAGCUGCUAGCAUGGGAACAGGUACAACUCAGCAACAAUCUAAGCCAGGUCAGGCUCCAGCACAGGCAAGACAACAGCCAGGAGGACCACCCACUGCCCAGCCAGCUGCUGCUAUGGCAAAACCUGACACAGCUGCGCCUGCUCCUGCACCAACUCCUGCAGUUGCUAUUGGAUCAAAAGCUGCACCACAGGCUGCAAAAACACCCCAGAUUCCUACCACAGGAAUUGGUUCAAAGGCAGCACCCCGGCCAGGGGGUAUAGGUAGUGCUGCACAGCAGCCUGCUGAAGGGGAAAAUGUUCUUACAAAGAUCCUGCAGGGAGGAGCAGCGGAACAAGCUGGAAAAUUAGGAGAUGCUGUAUCUGCUCUUGGGAAGAAGUUUACUUCAUUUUGGUGAUCAGCCGAUAGGAAGGCAUUAGUUGGGGUGACUUGGAGUUAGAACUGGAAAAACCUAUGAAUCUGCUUCUGCAAUUUAACAUCUCUAGCUGAGGGCGGGGUACACCUGAGAACACUGAUGUAUCAUCCAACCUUGAAGUUUCAAUGAAAACAUUAAGUCAGAAUUCACAGGCACGGUCUAUCCGAUGAUAUCUGCAUACCCAAACAAACAUGGAGGCUAAUUCUCUUCCAGAGUGUUUCCUUAGUUGCUGUUGAAGCAAUUACAAUUCCCAAAAUGCCAAACUGCCUGUUCCGUUUCAGGUUUUUCUAGACAGUUAUGUCUUCCCUUAUAUGACAUAAUCUGUGCUCAGGUGACCCUCCCUCUUCUAAAAACAGCAUGAAGAUGUCAGGCAGCUGCAGUUUUUAGCUUUUUGCAGUCCUAAUGAAGACUUCUAUGCCCAGACUCGAAGAGACCGUAGCAGAGAAGGAGAACGACUACCUUACAAAGGCUUCAAACAAACUCUGUUUAAAAAUGUAUGCUCGAUUUCUAAGAUCUUGACAUUCCAAUAUGGCGAUGAUUGACCCUCUCUAUGAAUGUUUUUGUUUCUUCCUUAACCUUUUUGUCACGUGUGUAAUGAAUGCAAAUGUGUAAACCGUGGACAUGGAAUGCACGCACAAAAAAAUAUAUAUGUAUACAUAUAUGAGAUAUAUAUAUGAAUCCAUAUCUAGACAACUUUCAGAGUCUCUAAGGGUGAAGCCAUGUGCACCUUGUGUAAAAAGCUGGUUAUUUAAUGUAAAACUAUCGGUCAAGUGCAGAGGUCAGUAAUAUCAGAAUGUUAGCAUAGUCUUGUUCGUCUUUUAUCAACCAUUAAGCCAUUGCUACCCUAUUCCAGAUUUUUUUUUAUUUGCUUUAGCUUGUUAUCAGUUUUGCCUAAUUUUCUUUUAAAUUAAGAGCCUUACUAAUAUUUUUUACUUGUAUACCUCACAUAUUUUUUUAAAAGUUCCAUAUCAUCCUUACUUGAUUUAUUUUGCACAACUGUAUACUGCUGAACAUGUACAUAUCUCUCGUUAACACUGCUAAUGUAAGAUAUUGAUUUGUGUAUUUAUGGAUUUAUAUUUCUGGUAUUUCUUUGUUUAAUGUUUGGUAUUAUUAUUUAUACCUUAACAUAUUAUUUUUUCUCGUCAUUGUUGAUAAUCUAAACUGUUUAUAAUAUACAUAGUUGUUUUUCUCCCUGAAGCAAUAGCAUGCUAAUCCGUACAGAGCACAAUUUUGUUUUGUUUUUUGCUGGAAGUGAUCUGCAAGCAUUCAAGUUCCUCAUCACAGAUCUGACUGUCAUACAUAGACAGGUAAAAAUAAGUUUCUAUGAACCCCAACAAAUUACACCAUCACCCUCUCGCACAUCCAGAAGUUCCCAAAAACACAUUUACCAUUACGUAGAUCCACCUAGGAAAAAUAUGUUGAACCAAUUUCAAAUGUUCUAUGCAAUAAUCCAUGUAAAACCAUUUCCCACUGCAACGUCCCUCACCGAUACUGCGUUACGAUGGGUUCAAAUACGACUAGGGACAGUUUGUAUUUACCUUGUAUGUAUGAAAAUAUCAAACUACUUUUGUUUUAUUUUAAUGGCAUGUUUAUGAAAGCCCUCGUCUUCCCUAGUUUUCAGGGAAUCUGUUGCCAAAGGGUUAACUGUGUGGACUGUUGGUCUUGGACAUCCACCAUCUCUGUUGCUUGCAGCAUGAUUCUGCUCAGCUCUCUUUGGCUCCUUGUAGUGCUGUUAUUCGGUCUUCGUGUCUGCAGUCUGAUCAGGUGACAAGUCGGGCACACAGCUUAUGCACUCGUUAUUUCGUCUCCUUCAACAGGAAAUGUCGUUUUACAUCGGUGUUCGGUUGCGAAUGUUAUUGUGUCCACACUGAAUUCACAUCAAGUUCACAAACAGGUCUUUGUGCAUUGUAUAUCUGCGAUGUUUGAGAAAACCGACAGAUGGAAAACAAAGAUCAUUAAUAUGAAAACAGAAAACGACAAGAUCUUAAAGACACACGAACAUGUAAAUUUGACAAUGUCUUCACAGUCAAAACUAUGCUUUGGAGAAGAUUCAAGUAAGCAGACUUGCCGUAAACGUGAUCAUUGUACAGUAUGUAGCAUGAAUUCAUCUCCAUGCCAUUUAUAUGAAAAUCAGGGCAUGCACGUGGAAAGCACAAACUGUCCAUCACCAUUCGAGUUAGGUAGGAUGCACUCGUCUGAAUGAGUCACGAGGUGCGUUGAUUAGAGGUGAAUCUUUUCCUUUUGAUACUGGAAUGCUGUUUAGGCAAUCAUGACUCUAUACUGAAGAAUAAUAACUCUUCUACAUCACUGUUACCAUGGAGAUAUUCAAUAACAAGUGCAUGAGCCAAAGUUGCCACCACAAAAGCCGGCCACAGUGAUAUAGAUAGAAAUACGCAAACAUGGACAUAUCCACACAAACAGGCAUGUGCACGCACACACACCCACACACACAGUUGUGCACACACACACACACACACACACAGACAAACUGUCACUGUAAAUACUGACUUUGGUUAUUUUGUACAGUGUUUAAAUAUCAUGAGUAAAAUGAUGGCCGUCUUGUGCAACUUCACGCCGGCCUUGCUGCCAACCUUUUGUGCUUUUGUGUAUAAAAGAAAAAUGAUGAUUGUUGUUAUUAUUAUGAGAAAAAAAAAAUAUCAUAGUACAUGUUGCUGGCUCUCAAUGACUGUUGACUACAGUGGAAAAAAUGAAAAACUUACAAUCUGAAAACAUUUGGUCUGUGUAGGGAUUCUAUACAUAUUGUGUUUAUUAAAUAUAAAUAGAAUGAAAAAUAUGUAAGUGGCUUCCAUCAUGACUGUGCCAGAAAAGAGGGUUCAGAGUGAUUUGGUGGAUGUAUUAUAAAUUUAACACGAAAAAGAUGACAAUUCAGAAAAAUGCUCUCACGAAUGAAAAUUCACUCACUGUUGUAAGUGCAAUGGGCUAAAUGUGAGUCCAGUAUUCAUUGUGAAAUAUUGUGUUCUUUUCAAUGUAUUCCUGUUAAAAAGAUAAAUUUUGGUGCAUCAUGUCAUGUAAUGUGAUUAUGAAAAUAAUGAACCUGCAAUUUGUUUCCAGACUGGAGAAGAAUAAAGACAAAAAAAUUCAAAUUUA